Leptopilina heterotoma is the source of this 1096-nucleotide messenger RNA. RefSeq names its product E3 ubiquitin-protein ligase RNF181-like. The transcript has 3 exons. Gene Ontology annotation, cellular component: cytoplasm. Lineage: Eukaryota; Metazoa; Arthropoda; Insecta; Hymenoptera; Figitidae. The coding region runs from base 101 to 679 and encodes 192 amino acids. The record is from RefSeq and is a predicted model, not a curated record. Gene Ontology annotation, molecular function: ubiquitin protein ligase activity. Gene Ontology annotation, biological process: protein ubiquitination.
UAAAAUGCAUUAGUGAAUUAUUUUGAUCUCUUGGAAAUUACACAAUGUUUUUUGACGCGACACAACUUCAAACGGAUUUGAAGUAGAUAGGAGAGGGUCGAUGCCGUAUUAUUACGGUAUCACAUUUCAUGGUGCUAUUUAUUCACGAUUAUGCGAUUCACUGACUUUUCGAUCACACAUAUACACAUUGAUUUCCGAGGUCAUCAUCAGGAUCAGCGACUUUAUCAUCCAGAAAACCAGAAUGUCUGACUAUUUUACGGAAAUGGGACGAACACCUUUAAAUGAUGGAGAGGCACCAAAUCAUUUAAUGCACAUGGCUCGAUUUUUAAGGGAAUUUGGAUUUUGGGAAAUGGAUGAACAAAGUCAAAGAGUUCCUCCACCAGCUUCAAAAGAAGCAGUUAAGAAUUUAACAGAAACUAAAAUUACCGAACGCAAUAAACAAUGUCCAGUUUGUUUAAAGGAAUUCGAAAUUGAAAAUUUAGCUAAAACUAUGCCUUGCAAACACUCAUUUCAUAAAGAAUGCAUUCUACCUUGGCUGGAAAAGACAAAUUCGUGUCCUUUAUGCAGACACGAACUUCCCACGGACGAUGAAAAUUAUGAAAUGUACAGAAAAGAAAAAAUUCGAGCAGUUCAAAGGGAAAAAGAAAUAGAAAUUCUACAUGAUUCCAUGUUUUCAUAGUGCAAUAAAAUUAUUCAAUAUUUAAGAAUUUUUUUUUGUCAGAAAGUAAUAAUUUUGUAAAUAAUAUUUAUAGCAAGAAAAAAAUCUAUCUAAAAUACUUUAAAAAUAUUUUUUAUGUAGAAAAUAGAAUUAAAGGACCAAAUUUGCAAUUAAUUUAAAUUGUAAAUAUUUUAAUGAAUUUUUUAUGACUUACAAAAAUAUUUUAAAAACACAAGUUUGCAUUCCUUAAUAAGCUUUUCGUUUUUCUAUCAGUCGUGUCAACAACUUUAUCUGACAAUUUUAAUUGUGUUUAUAAGUUUGUUUUCGACAAUUAUUCAAUCAAAAAUUGAAUUUCGAGAUUAAAAUAUCCAAAAUGUAUUCAAUCACAAAUGUCUUUAGAAAUAGCAUCCAUAAUAAAACAUUUUGUUAAUAAAGGCA